Messenger RNA from Oncorhynchus nerka (sockeye salmon), 2789 nucleotides. RefSeq names its product sodium-coupled monocarboxylate transporter 1-like. Lineage: Eukaryota; Metazoa; Chordata; Actinopteri; Salmoniformes; Salmonidae. Gene Ontology annotation, cellular component: membrane; extracellular exosome. The record is from RefSeq and is a predicted model, not a curated record. Gene Ontology annotation, molecular function: organic acid:sodium symporter activity. Gene Ontology annotation, biological process: sodium ion transport; propanoate transmembrane transport.
AUGACGAUGGGCACAGGGGGCCCCGUGGCCUCGUUCUCUGUGUGGGACUAUGUGGUAUUUGUGGGCACAGUCCUGGGGGCAGCUGGCAUUGGCCUGUUCCAAGCCAUCCGGGGCCGCAAGAACAACAGCAGCGGUGAGUUCCUGCUGGGGGGCCGUCAGAUGACAGCGGUGCCCGUUGCCAUGUCCCUCACUGCCAGCUUCAUGUCUGGCAUCACCGUGAUCGGCACACCAGCCGAAGCCUAUCGGUUUGGGGCGGACUACUGGAUCUUUGCCAUCUCCUAUGCCAUCAUGUCCAUCAUCACCGCCGAGAUAUUUGUCCCUCUCUUCUACCGCCUGGGCAUCACCAGCACCUAUGAGUAUCUGGAGAUGCGCUUUAAUAAGUUGAUUCGGGUGAUCGGGACAUCCAUGUACAUCACACAAACGGCCCUGUACACUGGUAUGGUCAUAUAUGCGCCAGCUCUCGCACUCAAUCAAAUCACAGGGAUGAACCUCUGGGGAGUGCUGGUGGCCACUGGGGUGGUGUGCAUCCUCUACUGUACCCUGGGAGGUCUGAAAGCGGUGAUAUGGACAGACGUGUUUCAGAUGGUGAUCAUGUUAGCAGGUUUCGUGGCUGUCAUCGCAAGGGGGGCUGUCAUCCAGGGGGGCCGGAAGAUCUGGGACGACUGCUACCAGGGAGGCAGGCUCAGCACGUUUGAUUUUGAUCCAGACCCUUUGAAGCGUCACACGUUCUGGACGAUCGUGGUUGGUGGCAGUGUAAUGUGGGUGUCCAUUUACUCCAUCAACCAGUCACAGGUGCAGCGUUACAUCUCUUGCAAAACCCUAACCCAAGCCAAACUGUCACUGUAUGGGAAUAUAAUUGGUCUCUGGUUGACUGUGAGCUUAGCAGUGUUCUCCGGCCUCACCAUGUACUCCAUUUACAAAGACUGUGAUCCAUUCACUAACGGUGAUGUAGGGGCAGUUGAUCAGCUGCUUCCUUACCUGGUGAUGGACAUUCUGGCAGCCUAUCCUGGAGUCCCUGGAUUGUUUGUGUCUGCAGCAUACAGUGGCACCCUAAGUACUGUGUCCUCCAGCAUCAAUGCGCUGGUGGCUGUCACUGUGGAGGACUUUGUCAGGCCAGUGUGGAAAAACCUGACAGAGAAACAGGUGUCCUGGAUCAACAUGGGCCUCAGUAUUUUCUUCGGGUUUUUGUGCAUUGGGAUGGCUGCAAUAGCUUCACUGAUGGGAAGCAUUUUGCAGGCAGCACUGUCCAUAUUUGGAAUGAUAAGUGGACCUCUUCUUGGACUUUACGUACUAGGCAUGUUCUGGCGCACAGCAAACUCAACAGGGGGACUCACAGGACUGAUUGUGGGCCUUGUUAUUACACUGUGGGUAGGGAUUGGUGCGCAGAUAUACCCACCCCUAGCUGAUAAGACCAACCCCCUGCCAAUCAGUGUGGCAGGCUGUAACCGCACACAGGACCUGAACUACACCACCCUGGCCCCAUGGACCGGGGCAGUAACACUGACCCCUCUGCCUGAUGACCGGCCAGCUCUGGCAGACUCAUGGUACUCCCUGUCCUACUUGUACUUCUGUCUCCUGGGCAGUCUGGUGACUGUGAUCGUGGGCCUGGUGGUAAGCGCUAUCACAGGUGGUUGCAAGCAGGAGAAUCUACGCUUGGAUCUCUUUGUAAGGAGACGUGAUCUAUUCUGCGCUGGCUGUGGCAAGGACUCAGAGGCAUUAGACUCUGAGAUAAAUGAAAAGGUUGGAUCGGAGCUGAAGAAUGGAUCAAACAACGCUGGAUUCAAAGACUCUCAGUUUAACAUUGUGGAUAAGGAUGUGGAAAAGGUCACUAAAAUGUGAUGCUGUCACCAAGCUAAAUACACUCUGUCAACUGGAGUGCUCCAAGAGAACAAUUUGUCCUCUCACAUUUCCAUUUUAGUUUUAUUGUAAUGAAAUUCAUUGCUAAGAAAGGAAGCCCGAGUGUGUAAUUACGCAGAUGAAGUCCCUAAUCAGCAAAUGUGUGUGAAGAACAAGAACAAAGGACUAGCAUUACUAACCCCAUAUUCAACAGGGUCAAUAUGAACCGUGGGUUCGACAAAACAGUCAUGUUAUUUUUAUGUAUUUAUUUGAACUCAGCUGGGCUUUCAAUUUCUUGCUGUCGAGAGUUGUAAUAGUAGAGAAUGCACAAGGCACCAAUUCAAAAUGUGUUAGUGUAUGGGCAGUUUUCCUCUUGCUAUUUCACUCACUGACAGACUUUAAAGAGCCAUUUAUAACCUGUCCAAAAUGUCCAGUUGAUCAACUAGGUAGCCUAUGGUAGCUAGGUAGGUAUGUUAGGCUAACCAGCUAUCUUAUAGUUGUAGUUAUCAUGGCCAGAUUAAUUGAUCAGGGACCUCAACCCCAAAGCGGCCUCCUUUGUUUUUGUUGAGUCACUAAAGUAUCAUGUGAACACACAUAUGACAUGGCAAAAUGUCUAUAAUUGGAGGAAAUUAGCUUUAAAACUGCAACAACAACAACAAAAAUAAAUCGCCUACAAGAGGGGUGUGAACAGUUUGGGGUCGAUGGGUUGUGAGGUGGGGGUUUAUGACUUUUCAACAUUGUGUUAAGAUGAUAGAUAAAAUAGGUUUAAUUAAAAAUACAUAAAUUAAAAUGUACAUCUAACCUACUUGUCACUACAAAUAAUGGACUUGUAAUAUGAGCAUAUGCAGUUGAUAUGUGAUCAUGUUUAUUUUGUGUUUUACAGCCCUUUAGGCUGAUACAAUACAUUUGACUGUAUAUUCAUUUUGUGGCUAUAAAGAUUGUGCUGAAAUGUA